GUUUCACACUUUGUUAGAUUGAUUAACAAUCUCACAGCCUUCAUUCACUUCAUCAUCUAUCCGAUUUUUCUCUCUAUACUUCUCAGACUGUAAAAAUGGCAUAAAAAAACCCAGGUUAGUGAUACUAGCUUUCGUCUUUCACGAUUUUAUAUAUUUUAUACGUGGCAGUUGAAGAUACGGAUCGGAUAUGUGAUCUUCAAUCACCAAUGCUUUAAUAAAUCACCACCUGAUGCCUUCGUCUUUGAUUUUGUCAUUUCCAUAAUUUCCUCUCAAAGUUUAUGUAAACCUUUCAACAAUCUCAUAAUCUCAUUACUUUGAUCACUUCAUCGUCUAUCUCUAUUUGUCCUCUCCAUGCUACCCCACACUAUUCAUAUAAUAUAACCAUGGCAGCAGAAAAGCCUGCAACUUGUAAUCAUCCUACUCUUCCUAGGUACCUCCAGAAAGUUGAAGUCGAAGACCUUUCCCGAGAACGCAAGGACCUCAUUGCUACCUUACCCAAAGAAUCGGGUUUCUUCAACAACUGUAUCCAUCAAUACAAUGGUUUUUGGCUCACCACAAACCGAUUGCAAGGAACCCUCAAUUGUCAGAACCACUUUCAAGCUCAUGACUCUGACAUCCUCCUCGUAACCUCACCUAAAUCUGGUACCACCUGGCUCAAAGCCCUAACUUUUGCCAUUCUCAAUCGCAAGACUCAUACUUGUAGUCACUCUCAUCCUCUCCUCACUACUAAUCCUCAUGAUCUUGUACCCUUCUUAGAGGGCGUUCUCUAUCUUCAGACUACCAUGCCUGACCUGAGCUCUUUCUCAUCACCAAGGCUCUUUGCAACCCAUCUCCCGUAUGUUUUGUUGCCAGAAUCUGUGAAGGGGUCAAGGUGUAAGAUUGUGCACUUGUGUAGAAACCCAAAGGACAUGUUUGUCUCAUUCUGGCAUUUCGCAAACAAGAUAAGACCAGAAACCCAAGGGCUGAUUCCAAUUGAAGAUUUUUUUGAAAAGUUUUGUCAAGGAACAGUUGUUUAUGGGCCGUUUUGGGAUCAAAUUUUGGGAUACUACAAGGAGGCUUUGGAGAGGCCAGAGAAGAUAAUGUUUUUGAGAUUUGAAGAUUUGAGGCGCGAGCCAAUCAAAGUUUUGAAGGACCUUGCUGAGUUUAUAGGGUGUGGUUUUUCAAAGGACGAAGUGAAGGGAAAUGUGGUGGAAGAUAUAUUGAAGCUUUGUAGUCUUGAGAAUUUGAGCAAUUUGGAAGUGAAUAAGACUGGAAAAGUGUGGUUUGGCAUAGACAAUAAGGCUUACUUUAGGCGUGGAGAAGUUGGAGAUUGGAAAAAUUUCCUCACAAUUGACAUGAGCGAGCGUAUUGAUCUUAUUAUUAAAGAGAAAUUGGGGAAACAUGGCUUGAAAUUUUAGAUCCAUAUAUGUUACUUGACAAUCUCGUCCAUCAAAAACAAGAAUGCAUGGGCUAUCUUUCUGCAACUCCUCAUCUCUCUCUCUCUCUAUCAUCUUCAUGAACGAACCAUCAAAGGAAGAAGAAGCAAUUCGGUAGGUGAAGAAGAGCAACUCCUCACCUCUAUGUUAAGUGUUUG
Molecule: messenger RNA, 1573 nt
Organism: Prosopis cineraria
Lineage: Eukaryota; Viridiplantae; Streptophyta; Magnoliopsida; Fabales; Fabaceae
Product: cytosolic sulfotransferase 5-like
Exons: 2
Coding region: 384-1397 (337 amino acids)
Biological process (GO): sulfation
Cellular component (GO): cytoplasm
Molecular function (GO): sulfotransferase activity
Source: RefSeq, a predicted model, not a curated record